AUGAAACGAAUUAAAUUGAUCAUCAUACUACACACAAUUGCUUUACUGUUAGUGUCAAUCAGUUCUAUUUUGGGUCUUUGUCCCCAGAAUUGCACAUGUGACAAUGAAUAUCAGUUAGCUGCAAAUUGCAACAAUGUUAAAUUACGAUAUCUUCCAUCUUUGCUACAUCCCGGCAUUCAAUCGUUGAGAUUAUCAAAAUGCCAAAUUGAACAACUUGAUGUUGAUAUCAUGGAAUUAUAUCCAGAUAUAAUACAUUUGGAUUUAUCCAGUAAUCAUAUUUCUAUGCUUGCAAAUAACGUUUUCCGAUAUCAAGGAAAAACUGAAAUUUUGAAUUUGAGCAAUAAUAAUUUUCCGGUUGUAUUCCGCAAUAGCUUCCGGGGUCUACACAGAUUGCAAUCUCUCGAUUUAUCUUCUGGUAAAUUGCAAACGAUUGAAUGGAAUGCUCUAAAACAUAUGCCGGAAUUGUUGGAACUUGAUCUAUCAUAUAACAUACUUCAGAAUUUAUCAUUUGCAACAUUUAUUGGUUUAAAAAAAUUGGAAAAACUGAUAGUUGCCGGAAAUCAAAUUACUUAUCUGAAUGAUGGUCCCCUAUCCAGAAUAUUACCUAAUUUACGAACUAUUGAUUUGAGUAAAAAUAUGAUUACAACAAUUGCAACUGAUACAUUUUUUGGAUUAAAUUUAAUAAAAACAAUUGAUUUAUCAGCAAAUUUCUUACGAGAGAUUCCUGUUUUUGGCCAUAAUAAUCUUAUAAACUUGGAAUAUUUGAAUAUUAGCUUUAACAAGCUAAAAAAAAUUGAAUCACAUAACUUUCGACAACUUCAAUCCCUAUUAGAAUUGGAUUUAACUGAUAAUGAAUUCUCAAUCUUGCCUGCAUUAUCAUUCGAUGGAUUGUUUCGAUUAAAACAACUCAAAUUAAGUGAACAACAAUAUCUACGAGAAAUUCAGAGCGGUGCAUUUUUCGGUCUAGCAUCUUUGGAAGUACUAAAUCUAAGUUACAGUAAUCUCUUGGAAUAUAUUGAUGAGAAUGCUUUUGAAGUUAGCCAUGCUUUACGCAUUUUCAAUGUUCGCUUCUGUGCUCUAAAAACUUUUCCGCCCACUUUACUUGACUGGAAAAGAGUAGCCGAGUUACAUUUAUAUGGUAAUCCAUUUCAUUGUGAUUAUAAAUUAUUGACUUUCUUACCGGAUGUUUUACGUUUACGAUCAAUUCAUGAUGUUAUUUGCGCCACUCCGGAUGAAUUGCGCAACAUUAGCAUUUCAUCUUUGGAUACUGUAGAGGUGACGCUAGAAGAUGUUAAACAAACUCUUAUUAUCCUUUGCUCCACAUUAACUUUCUUAACUGCAAUUAUUAUACUGAUACUUUUCUCAUAUUCGAGAAUAACUCUGAUCAAUGAUCAAAUCAGGAAAUCAAAAUCAUCAACUGUUAAUCAACAAUUCGGUCCAAAUUCGCAAUGUA
Molecule: messenger RNA, 1453 nt
Organism: Loa loa (African eye worm)
Lineage: Eukaryota; Metazoa; Nematoda; Chromadorea; Rhabditida; Onchocercidae
Exons: 8
Molecular function (GO): protein binding
Source: RefSeq, a predicted model, not a curated record